Molecule: messenger RNA, 2783 nt
Organism: Oryza sativa Japonica Group (Japanese rice)
Lineage: Eukaryota; Viridiplantae; Streptophyta; Magnoliopsida; Poales; Poaceae
Source: RefSeq, a predicted model, not a curated record
CUGUAAUUUGUUUUGUUAUUAGUCUACGUUUAAUACUUCAAAUGUGUGUCCGUAUACGUCAAUUUUUUUUUACCAAAACAACUAAACACGGUUUAUGUAGAGACAGGAACAAAUAAUCCAUGACAAUAAUAUAGUGAAAUAGUUGAAAAGAACAUGACCUUGAAGUUCAAGUACAAGUGUUAUGUCUCCACUAUUUACUCUUUAGCUUAUCAACCGCAACUAAGAUUUAAAUUUCAAAACCUAUUAUACUUAUUUUUAGAGUUGAUUUAAUGUUUUAUUAUCAUACUUCAUUGCGAUUUCCAUAAUAAGAUGGUUGCUAUCAUCAACAAGCAACUUUGGGCCGCCCCAGGGAACUGAAUCUUUUGCAUGAACCACUGCAUUUCCAAGAAGUGCACGAGCUUUGCAUGCCAUAAGCCCAAAAGACUCAGCAGCUUAGCGUCCCUUAUUAUAAAUUGCUUCACUGACCAGCGGCAAAAAGAUGGCCUCCUCCUGCAAUCUGCAAGACUGAAGCUAAGCAGCUUUAAAUCCUCCUGCGUCAUUUAACCCCCUCUCUGCCUCUCUGAGCUCUGAGCUGCUCAGCUACAGCUCCCUAGCUGUUCUGUUCGAUUAAUUCAGCUUCGCUUUGCUUGGAUUAAUUUGUAGGUGACUAACUCGAUCACAGCUCAGGUGAUUGGCAGUUUGAUCACAAGGCAGGAAGGAAGUAGAAGUAGAUUGCUGUAGCACACGCUCACCUACCAAGCUUCUACACUCGCAGCCAAGCUUUGAUCGUUUGCUUGCUUUGCAUUGCUUGGGCUUUGUGGGCAAGAACGUGUCUAUCUUCUUCUUGUUCGUCUCGUCAGGCGGCCAUGGGGAUGAGUUCAUGCGUGAACCUAUCCCGUGUCGCCGCCGCCGCCGCAGGGAGACGGCCGGGAUUUGCCGGUGAGCUGGGAGGUCGCCGUGGUCAUGGCAGAAGCGUGCUUCCGGUUGUUGCUGCACUGCCGGUGAGGAGGAAGGGAAGCGGUUGUGGCGUGGCGUGCUGCGUCUCCUCCUCGUCUUCCUCCUCCGUGCACGGCAAGAACUCGGCGGCGGCGGCGGAGGGUCACGCCGGCGGCAUUGGGAUCGCGGAGUUCCUCGGCGGCAAGAACUUCCUCAUCACCGGCGGAACCGGGUUCCUGGCAAAAGUUCUCAUCGAGAAGAUAUUGCGGACGAAUCCCGACGUUGGCAAGAUCUACGUGCUGAUCAAGGCGAAGGACGGUGACGCAGCACUGAAAAGAUUGCACAACGAGGUUGUGGACACAGAAUUGUUCAGUCGUUUGCAGGAAAUCCAUGGCAAGGAUUACCACAGCUUCGCGGCAAGAAAGCUGGUGCCUGUAGUCGGAGAUGUCAGAGAAGCCAACGUUGGCAUCGCCCCUGAGCUUGCCGGCGUGAUCGCCGACGAGGUCGACAUCAUCGUCAACUCAGCAGCAAACACCACUUUCGACGAGAGGUACGAUGUUGCAAUGGACAUCAACACCGUAGGGCCAUUCAGGAUAAUGAGCUUCGCGCAGCGGUUUCGGAGGCUGAAGCUGUUCUUGCAAGUGUCAACAGCAUAUGUGAACGGACAGAGGCAAGGUGUGGUGCUAGAGAAGCCAUUUCGCUUGGGGGACACCAUAGCCAAGGAGUUAGGAUCUCCAGAUUCUUCACAACACAAGAACACCAUGCUUGACAUCGAGGCAGAGAUCAAGCUGGCUUUUGACCACAGGAGACACGGUGAUGAUUCAGCCUCUUUCUCUGAAGAAAUGAAAGAGUUAGGAUUAGAGAGGGCAAAACUCCAUGGGUGGCAAGAUACAUAUGUGUUCACCAAGGCCAUGGGAGAGAUGGUGAUCAACUCCAUGCGAGGAGAUAUACCGGUUGUCACCAUCAGGCCAAGCGUCAUCGAGAGCACCUGGAGGGAUCCCUUCCCCGGUUGGAUGGAAGGGAACAGGAUGAUGGAUCCUGUUGUGCUGUACUACGGCAAAGGCCAGCUGAGCGGGUUCCUCGCUGACCCGGAGGGUGUUCUUGACGUGGUUCCGGCGGACAUGGUGGUGAACGCAACGCUGGCGUCCAUGGCGAAGCACGGGCGCGGCGGCGCGGCGGCGGCGGCGGCGGCGGCGGAGGGGAUGCACGUGUACCACGUGGCGUCGUCGACGGUGAACCCGCUGGCGUUCGGCGACCUGAGCCGGUUCCUCUUCCAGCACUUCACGGGGUCGCCGUACAGCGACGCGGCGGGGCGGCCCAUCCACGUGCCGCCGAUGCGGCUGUUCGACACCAUGGAGCAGUUCGCCAGCUACGUCGAGACCGACGCGCUGCUGCGCGCCGGCCGCCUCGCCGGCGCCGGCGCCGGCGCCGGAGACGAGAGGGUGUCGCAGCGGCUGCGCGAGCUCUGCGCCAAGUCCGUCGAGCAGACCAUCUACCUCGGCAGCAUCUACCAGCCCUACACCUUCUACGGCGGCAGGUUCGACAAUGGGAACACGGAGGCGCUGAUCGGGGAGAUGUCGGAGGAGGAGAAGGCGCGGUUCCACUUCGACGUGAGGAGCAUCGAGUGGACGGACUACAUCACCAACGUGCACAUCCCGGGGCUCAGGAAGCACGUCAUGAAGGGGAGGGGCGUCGGCGGCGGCAGCGGCGCGUCGUCGUCAUCGAACGCCUCGCUGCUCGCCGGCGCCUCCGUUUGAAUGGCCAGGCCGGCGCCGGAGAAGAGGAGGAUGCAUGCGCGGCGUGUACACUAGGCUAGAUUGUUGUUAACUUGUUCUGCCGUGGCAGUCUGACAGAUGAUCUUUGUGCUG